Molecule: messenger RNA, 2348 nt
Organism: Fundulus heteroclitus (mummichog)
Lineage: Eukaryota; Metazoa; Chordata; Actinopteri; Cyprinodontiformes; Fundulidae
Product: interferon-induced transmembrane protein 5
Exons: 2
Coding region: 183-611 (142 amino acids)
Cellular component (GO): plasma membrane
Source: RefSeq, a predicted model, not a curated record
UGACAGACCUGCUGUGUAUUAAAGGACCCUGCCCAUACAUCUUCUCCCAGCCACCUCCCUUUUCAUGGGCCUUUAAAAGCCUCCCAAACAGGAGGAGACCACUUUCAAAAGAAGGAUUCGACAUCCACAAGGGGCCGGUCCAAAUACCGUUCAGUCACAACCAGAGAUCUUCAACAUUUACCAUGGAUAAUCAUUCCUACAACUUUCCUUCUGAUUGCACCCCACUCACAAACUGCAAGUCCGCCCGCAAGCCGGCUGGCUCCACCGUGGUGAACAUGGGCAACACGGGGAAGAACCCUCCUCGGGACUAUCUGCUAUGGUCGCUGUGCAACACCUUUUAUGUCAACUUCUGCUGCUUGGGCUUCAUGGCGCUCAUCUACUCCAUCAAGGCACGGGACCAGAAGACUCUCGGCAACCUGCAGCUGGCCCAGGAGUGCUCGGACAAGGCCAAAUGGUACAACAUCCUGGCAGCCGGCUGGAACCUGCUGAUUCCUCUGCUGGCCAUUGUCCUGAUCGUCCUCCUGCUUGUCCACCUCGGCUCUUCCCAGGGUUCCUUCGACUUCCUGGGAGAGGACGGGUUCCAAAACUUCCUGAAGCUGUUCAGCUGGUAGACGAAGGCAAAACCUCUGAUUGGAUCCAGAAGAUGAUGACAGACACGAUAGCUUCCAGCUCUUCUCUACAUGAAGACAGAGGUGUUAAAACUUCUGCUCACAAACGUCAUUUAUUUUUGGGAUCAUUAUCGACCCUCUGCCAAAAAUUAGACAAUCACACGGCUCCAAGGCAAAUUCAAGCAAAAUUUUGAAGCAGCCUCAAAAACAUAACUUUCAAUCUGGGCGGUUUCUAAUAUCAAAAGUGUAAUUGACAAAACCUAUAGAGCAUGCUGACAUUUUACGUUGCGAACCAAAGGAUGAAAUGACCCGAAAGACAAAAAAAUAGGAAUAUAUGGAAACAUUAAAAAGACAGUUUGCAUUUUUUGGAAGUGAGGUUCAUUAAAGUUAUUACAAUUGCCUGAAGAUAAAUGACGUGACGUCACAGUGAGAUUGCUGAAAAAUGAAAUGAAUCCUUAGCUAGCUAACAGCUACCAGCAAACAACGUCAUUUUAGCUUGCUUUAAAAAUGUAAAACUCUAGCUGAAAAUGUGCAUAACUGUGGGACAUGACACUAUCUUAGCAGAUAUUGUCUACACUUAUGCAAGAGACCGUUGUUAAGUUUGUGGAAGUCUACUGGCCUUCCUUCAGCUGAUUUGGCUCGGCUGGUACAGCAGCAGCCUCAACCAGCGCGGUUUUAGCAUUGGGACACUGUUCGGCUGAGAAAGCAGCCACAAGAGUUAACGUGUAAAAUCCACAAAUAUAAUGCUAUAUCCCACACAUAUAAACAUUUUCAGUAGUAGAUGUUUCAGAAUGCUUCUUUGGUCAGAGGAGUUGUUAUCAUUCUGCUUGUUACUCUGACAGUUUCCUCACUUUUCUACAAACUCACUGCAAUAUCACGUCUGUUCCACAAAACAGUCGCUGAUCUCCAGCACAGAGUCUAAAAAACAAGUGUAAACCUUUUUGUUAAAAGGCUGAAUCAAGGUCAGCCAGGAGAUCCAGCUCUUCUGCUUUAUUUUAAUUAUUUAUUGUAUUUAUGUGAAAUAAAUAUGAUUGAUUGUUGGACCUGUCUUUGGUCAAGAUAGAUAAGAUCGAGAACAGAAAUAACGAACAACCGUGGAGCCAAAAUUUGAAGGCCAAAGUGAUGAGAAGCCGCUUUACAAUGGACAGUGAAUUAUUUUCAUCUUUCUGAAUUUCUUGAAUUACUUUAUAAACCUCUUUUUGCCAUUAUUAAUGUAUUUUCUUAGGUUUUAUUGUCGUUUUAGGUAUUUUUCUGUUGUAUUGCCUUUUGUCAAUCUAUAAAAUAACUAAACCAGACUCUGUAUGGACACAGUUUUUUUGCUGAGAAGAAAAGAGAUAUAAAUGGAUCUUGAGAUCUCCUUAGAGUAUAUGUCAUUUUCCAUCACCACUCAGCCAAUGAGAUCAAGCGUUCAGAGGUGUUCCUUUGAAUGGCUCCUGUGGUUCUUGCUGCUGCACCUACACCCAACUUUAAAGUGAUCAUUUUGGGUUUCCAUUGCCUGACUCUGGGGUGGGUCUGCUCCCAGCUGUGUGUUUGGCCCUCUGGCAUUUCUAUAUACAACAUCCAGUUCUGGGAACUGUGUUAUACAUGACCUUCAGAUGUAAAACGGAACCGCCCAGGACCGCUACAGACCACUACAGAAGACCAAAUGUGGAGGCCUGCAGUGGACUGGGAUAUGGUCCAAAUCGAGUCAUUCUGCUCUGGGUUCAACAAAAUAAAAAAUUACUCGUGCUGAAUGUGAAA